Molecule: messenger RNA, 1408 nt
Organism: Phialemonium atrogriseum
Lineage: Eukaryota; Fungi; Ascomycota; Sordariomycetes; Cephalothecales; Cephalothecaceae
Product: DUF1711-domain-containing protein
Exons: 2
Coding region: 251-1078 (275 amino acids)
Biological process (GO): chromatin remodeling
Cellular component (GO): Ino80 complex
Source: RefSeq, a predicted model, not a curated record
CCUUAGAUCCCGACCACCAGUGGAUCGCCCUUCCGUCAGACAACAGCCCAGGCCCUAAACACCAACGAGAUCCAUCAAAGCCCUUCCGUGACAAAGCAAAUUUCUUCUCCUGUCUCAUUCCCUCCAUCCCCUAGCAUCAUCAUCAUCACCACCGACCCCGUCCCUGCCACAAUCCCACCCUGGCGAUUUUUGCUGCCCACCAAACCGGGCCUUGCACCUUUUUCUCUCAUUGCCUUCCGACCCUCCUCCCAUGGGAACCCCGGCCAAGAGUGCCGUCAUGGCCAAGGACCGCCGCAAGUCGGCAACAAAAUCUAAUGGCAGCAACGCCCCCCGAAGCACAAGUCCUAGCAAUGGCAAGCCCAGCCUCACUGUCACUCUGCACGUGCCUGGCGAGAAGCUUAGAGCGAUUGUCGACCCCGCCUCCCUCGUGAAGGAAGAGACGCCGACAAAGGACGCGAAAGACUCCCCAGCCACGUCGACAACGCUUCCUGCCGCAACUGUCUCGGGCGGCGAGAAUGCCUCCGACUCGAACCCGCCUACUCCUGCUGCCAGCGGAACACCGGCCCCACAGCCCAUGGGUCCCCCGACCGAGGGUCCAAAGAAGAAGGGAGCCAAGAGAAGUGCUCCAAAUGCCAAUGGCGAGCCCAAGUUGAGAGGCAAGCCCGGGCCGAAGAAGAGGAAGUUGGACGACGGAGCAGUCGAAGGCGGCAGAGCGAACGGCCUAGGUGCAGGCCAUAGGCUUGGCCCCAAGGCGAAUCAAGGUGCUAUCAACGCGGGCCUCCGAGCACUCGACCGCUCAGGCAAGCCUUGCCGGAAGUGGAACAAGGGCGGAUUUACGCUAAAGAGCUUCACCGGUGUCGUCUGGGAGGUUCCACGGUGGACCGCCCCUCCCAAGCCAAAGCCGGCAGCCGCGGAGGAGUCGACCUCGACAUCGGCCGAAGGGAGCAGCAAGGAGAACAAGGAGAACAGCCAGAUGAAGAGCGACAACAGCAAUCACGACGCCGAUGUCGAGAUGCAGAGUGCCCCGAGUGUCGCUGCCGCAAACUCCCCAACGCCGCUGCCUAUCCCUGCAGCAUAGACUUGUUGGCCAACACCCCAGUCUCCCGUUGCUGUUUUUUUCUUCUUUUUUUUCUGUCUCUCUCUCACAACGUGGGUUCUUUUUUGGAGUUCAGGUCGCUUCGGGUUGUCCAGGCAUUCCCUGUGCGUGAUCCUCCGCUGUGCGAUAAUAAAAGACAAGGCAUUUGUCUUUGGCUGGGCAGGUCUUGAACCCCCCUGACCGGCUCGUGAGGCGUUUUCGGAUGGCAUUGCAGCCUCGCAGCUGUAGGGGAUUCGGAGUCUGGCUUCAUCGGUUCUGGGCAUUUGUACACUACUAAGGAAUAGGGGACACAAGGUAGCUGGUACGGCUGGA